Messenger RNA from Thamnophis sirtalis, 4160 nucleotides. Lineage: Eukaryota; Metazoa; Chordata; Lepidosauria; Squamata; Natricidae. The record is from RefSeq and is a predicted model, not a curated record.
UCCCUUCCCUGCUGUUCUUCUGCCUGGACAGACUACAAGAUGGACAGGGUCUUACUGGGCUGGACCACUUUUCUGUGGAUGACAGCUGUGACUGAAGCCGUGCAUGUUAUGGUGCCUGAGACGAGACAGGUGGCAAUGCUCUUUCAAUCAGUUGUGCUUCGAUGCCACUUUUCAACUUCUUCCACACAACCAGCUGUGGUGCAAUGGAAAUUCAAAUCCUAUUGCCAAGAUCGCAUGGGACAAGCUCUGGGAGUUGUCUCCGCAGGGAUCCAGGCAAUAAACAAGAGGAACUUGGAAUGGGAUCCGUACUUGGACUGUGUGGAUAGCAGGAGAACAGUCCGCAUUGUGGCAUCCAAACAGGGCUCGGUGGUCACGAUGGGAGAGUUCUACAAAGGAAGAGAUAUCUCCAUUCAACAUGAUGCAGACCUCCACAUUGGAAAAUUGAUGUGGGGAGACAGUGGAUUGUAUUAUUGCCUCGUUAUCACACCUGAUGAUGUAGAAGGCAAGAAUGAGGAUUCAGUGGAGUUACUUGUUUUGGAAUGGAUGUUUGUGGGCUUGGUGAUCCUGGGGUUUUUCCUUUUCUUUCUCCUAGUCGGCAUUUGCUGGUGCCAAUGCUGCCCUCAUAACUGCUGCUGUUACAUUCGUUGCCCUUUCUGUCCAGAGACCUGCUGCUGUCCACGAGCAUUGUAUGAAGCAGGAAAAGCUGCAAAAGCUGGAUAUCCUCCAGCAGUCACAUCAAUCCCAGGUCCAUACUGUAUCCCUACUGUUUUGGGUAGUGGCGUCCCAUCUCAUGCUGUCCUUGUGGAGAAGUCACAUCUACCUCCGUUGGCACCAAGUGAAUCUGGUGCAGGAACACAAAGUGUGCACAAGGGUUACCGAAUACAAACUGACAAAGACAGAGAUUCUAUGAAGGUGCUGUACUAUGUUGAGAAAGAAUUGGCUCAGUUUGACCCAGCCAGAAGGAUGCGAGAGAGAUACAGUAACACCAUCUCAGAGCUCAGUUCUUUACACGACGGGGGUGCCAACUUCCGCCAGUCUUACCGUCAGGUGUGCAGGAAAGCACUUCCUCCUUCAGGAGACAUGGGUGGUGAUGCUGAGUACUGGACAGGGGUUGUUAGUGGAAGUGGUGCAUCCAGACCACAAACACGUUCUGAUUACAGGGAACACGGAGGAAGCUUCAGAAUGAGCCAGCAGAGAUCAAAGUCAGAAAUGCUUUCAAGAAAGAGUUUUUCUUUCGGAGUGCCAGCUGUCUCCAUGGAUGAAUUAGCAGCCUUUGCUGAAUCUUACAGUCAACAGGCUCAUCGGACUGAGGCGACUCAAGAGCCACGACACUUUGAGAGAACAGGAUCAAGGGUGGGGCCAAUACAACAUCUGGAGAAUUCAGAUGAUUUUUAUAGUAAACGCAGGGGAGGAAAUCGUGAACCCAUAACAGACCCAGAACGGGGUUGGAGAUACAGUCCACCUAGGAGACGUAUGCAUGAAGAGAAACACCUGCCUCGGCUAGUGUGUCGGACACCUGGAGGAAGUCAGAAAUAUGAUCACUCCUACCUCACUAGUGCCCUUGAAAGGAAAUCACGAAGCUAUGAUGAGAAUGGUGAACAUAGUGACACACCUUCAAAGCUCAGCUCACAAUCCAGUCAAAGAGGAGGAUCUUACUAUGCUUGGUCACCACAAUCAACUUAUAAGGCAGAACAGCAGCAGCAACAACCUCCACAACAAGAGGAAGGAGAAGAUAUUCUGCCACCUUACAGUGAGAGGGAAUUGAGCCGGGGUUCUUCAUACAAAAACAGAGAACAACCUAACUUCAAUUCAUCAGAGAAGAAGAGGAAAAAAGAGCCCCCCAAAACAAACGAAUUCCCAACAAGGAUGUCCCUUGUGGUUUGAUGUUGAUAGAGAAGAGUUCUCUUAAUGGACUGGGAAUACAGAAGCAAAGUCAUGACGUCUUAAAGAAAUAAAUGCUUUCAUAGGGUACAUUCAGAGAUUUGUAUGUUUCAUCUUGUGAACUGAGAACUUGUAUCAUAGUCAGUGUUAUCCAGCUGAUCUCAUGCAAUUGAUGGUCUGACCCCUUGGAAGGGAACAGCUUACUUGACUAGGAAAUGAAACACAAAGUUUUAUUUUGGCAAAUUUAUUCUCGUAUGUCUUUCUGAAAAGGUGCUGCCUUUACAUUCUAUCUUUAGGCCUCGGAACAGUUGCAGUUUUAAAGAAGCAAUUUCAACGUAUAGUAGAAUUUUUGUUUUCUGAUAUAGCAGACUUUCCACAUGCACUGGAUCUUAUGUUUCACAGGAAACAUUGCCGCAGAUUCAGCGAGUUUGUCCCAUUUCUCUGCUGAAUCACAUACAGACAGAAAUAGAGACUUCAUAUAAAUAAGUAGUGAUUGUUGUAAUUUAAGAAAUACUUUUCAAGAACAUCUGGAAAAGGAAAUAUUCAUCCUUUUGGAAAUGUCUUGAAACAGAGACAUGGAGCAUUGGACUAUGAAGGACAAAACAACAAUGUAUGACAUGUGAAGUUCAUUUAUUAUUGUUUUUUUAAUGUCCUGUUCAUUCAGUAAUGGGAGAUGCCAGUGAGAUUAAUGUUUUAUUUUGAAAGUGAAACUCAAUAUAUUUUGCUGUAAUGAAAAUGUUCCAUGUUAUUUUGCUAUUGUCUGAUAUGAUGUAUCAGCAUUGCCUUACAGAUAAAGUAUAGCCAUAAAAGGCUUCAGCUGGGGUUACUGAAUGGUCCUAUCAUAAGAUGAGCUCAAGUAAAGGUUCUGCUGACAAUACUCUUUGGACAAUUAUUAUUGUUUUAGAAAACCAAUUGGGAGGAGACACUACAACUAGAAAGAAUAAAAUGAGAGGCAAAGAAAAUGCAUACACACAUACAGGAAUACAUACAUACACAGAGAAAGUCAAAACAAAGAAUAUAUCUAUGUAAAUCUCUUUCUCCCUCUACAUUUUUUAUACUUAUACACAGAUCAGUAUUACUUUGUGAUUAUUAUUUCUGGUUGAGACUAUUCUAAAAGCAAUAGAAAAAAAUCCUAAAAAUAAAAAAAAUUGGAUAAACAUCACCAUUAAGAACUACUUCAUGUUUUUUUAAAAAUUUUUGUAAAGCAUGAAUAGUCUUACAAUUGGGUGGCAGAAUUAGCAGCUUAAAGAGCUCUUGAGUUUGUUAUUUUUUGUAUUAUGUUGAAGGCAUCAAGAAAUUUUAAAAACCCUCAAAAUUUUCCCAUGCAUUUUUUUUUAUAAUAAAAGGGUUUAAAAUGUCUAAACAAAAAGAAAAUGUCUAAAAUCUUGAAAGAUUCCAUGUGAAAACCCAGACAAUCUGAGACACUUUCCAAUCUUAUAAAACUUUGAUUAUUAUUUUUUAUCAAACUAGCUUUAUUUGGUAAUAUCGCAGAAGCCAUGCUGUCACUUUUCCUUCUGUUAACAAAUAACACAAGGAUCCCUUUUAACAAAUAAUCGAAAUGAUUCCUGCUUAGUUGAUAUCCUAACAUAGAUCAUCUUAUUUUAUGUGACAACACUAGCAAAACAGUUUGAUUUCUUUUUCUGAAAUGUCAGGUUUUUUUCUUGAUAGACAACUCGUUGCUACGUGUUAUCAAUAUCAGAAAAUAUUUCAGACUUGGCAGAAACCAGUACAUUGUUUCCUAGUUGUACAAAUCAUUGGAAACUUUCUGUUAACAUCUUUGCAUAAAAAAUUACAUUAUAUGUACAGAUCAGUGGUGGGUUUCUACCAGUUCGGCCAAACCGGUAGUGGCCUGGGUCACUGCCAGUUUCAACAAGAGAACUGGCCCAGGGGCAUGAUAGGCCUGGGUCACUGCCAGUUACAGCAACCCAGGACUGUCAUGACCCCGGACCAGUUCUCUUGCUGUCACCGCCAUCUUGUUUUUGGUUCUGUGCAUUCACAGAACAAUUUUAAUUGAACUGUGUGCAAACUGACAGCAAAGCCAGGAAGAACCCACCCCUGGUACAGAUGAAAAGAACAGACUGCUAUAGUUAUUCACAAACUCGUUCCCAACAGAUACACAAGAUUUCAAGAUCAAUCAGCAUUUUGCUGGAACUUCAGAAAUUUUAAUUCACAAUAAUCGAACGUCAUCAGCCUCGGGCUAAUUAAGCUAUCCAUAUGUAAGCUUAGCCUAUACAGUAACUUUUUAGAUGUAGAAGACUAAUAAACAAGGUUCUCUCUUA